GCCUCAUGCGGUAAGAGAGCAGAGGACAGAGGAGUAGGGUACAUGUGUGCGAGAGUCACAGACUGGACACACACACACACACACACACACACACACACACACACACAACAGGACAGUGAGGACAGCUGGCAGUGUGUGAGAUGUACUAUGGUGUCACUGGGCUCAUGGCAGGGAUAAACAGUGGAGCUUAACACAGAGGAGAGCUGCAGAUGAAAAACGAUGACGGAGCGCUACGAUUGUCACUACUGUAAGGAGUCCCUGUUUGGGAAAAAGUAUGUCCUGCGAGAGGAGAACCCUUACUGUGUAAAGUGCUAUGAGAGCCUUUAUUCCAACACCUGUGAGGACUGCAAGAAGCCUAUCGGUUGCAACAGCAGGGAUCUGUCGUAUAAGGACCGCCACUGGCAUGAGGACUGUUUCCACUGCUUCCAAUGUAAGCGCUCGCUUGUGGACAAACCAUUCUCCACCAAGGACGAGCAGCUGCUGUGUACCGAGUGCUACUCCAAUGAGUACUCCUCCAAAUGCCAUGAAUGCAAGAAGACCAUCAUGCCUGGCUCAAGAAAAAUGGAGCAUAAGGGCAACAGUUGGCAUGAGACCUGCUUCACCUGUAAGCGCUGCCAGCAACCCAUUGGUACCAAGAGCUUCAUCCCAAAAGACAACAACAACUAUUGCGUGGCCUGCUAUGAGAAGCAGUUUGCUAUGCAGUGUGUGCACUGCAAGAAGCCUAUCACCACUGGAGGAGUGACCUACCAUGACCAGCCGUGGCACAAGGAUUGCUUCCUGUGCACCGGCUGCAAGCAGCAGCUCUCUGGUCAGCGCUUUACAUCUCGUGAUGACUUUGCCUACUGCCUCAACUGCUUUUGUAACCUGUAUGCCAAGAAGUGCGCAUCCUGCACUUCUCCAAUCAGUGGGCUUGGAGGAAGCAAGUAUAUCUCUUUUGAGGAGCGCCAGUGGCACAAUGACUGUUUCAACUGCAAGAAGUGCUCGGUAUCUCUCGUGGGCAGAGGCUUCCUGACUGAGAGAGAUGACAUCCUGUGUCCUGAGUGUGGCAAAGACAUCUAAACUUUUAAAUUAAGAAGACAAGAUGAAAAAAAAAAAAAACUGAA
Messenger RNA from Clarias gariepinus (North African catfish), 1103 nucleotides. It is a transcript of the gene fhl2a, whose product is annotated as four and a half LIM domains 2a. The record is from RefSeq and is a predicted model, not a curated record. Lineage: Eukaryota; Metazoa; Chordata; Actinopteri; Siluriformes; Clariidae. The transcript is spliced from 6 exons. Gene Ontology annotation, molecular function: transcription coregulator activity. Gene Ontology annotation, cellular component: Z disc; nucleus. The coding region runs from base 220 to 1059 and encodes 279 amino acids.